Messenger RNA from Juglans microcarpa x Juglans regia, 831 nucleotides. RefSeq lists its product as uncharacterized. The transcript is spliced from 2 exons. Lineage: Eukaryota; Viridiplantae; Streptophyta; Magnoliopsida; Fagales; Juglandaceae. The record is from RefSeq and is a predicted model, not a curated record. The coding region runs from base 1 to 831 and encodes 276 amino acids. Gene Ontology annotation, molecular function: nucleic acid binding; RNA-DNA hybrid ribonuclease activity.
AUGGCUUGGGAGAUAAUUCAGAACAAGGGUGAUUUGUUACCUUGGCAUGAUUGGUUAUGGAAUGGUACAUUAUCGAAGAGGGUGUCUCUUUGUAUAUGGAAAGCUUGGUUUAACGGGCUUAGUGUGGAUGGAAGGGUGCAAAAGAAAGGAGUGUCUUUGGCUUCAGCUUGUGAUUGUUGUAGCCAAAAAAAUCAAGAAACUAUUGACCAUGUAUUAUCUUUGAGUCAAUUAGCUGAGGAGAGAAGACGUUGCAAGGCGAGAAUGGAAGGGGUAAAAGAUAGUAUCGAACAAGUUUCGCGGACGGUGAGAUUUUGGAUCAAAGCGCUUACAGAUAGAAUCAACUAUUCUCGGCCUCUAUCUCAACAAGGCCUUCUCUUAUUGGAUGAGUUUCGGCUGGAUAGGCCGGCCAUGUCAACAAGAAAAGAAAAAUUAGUCAAUUGGCUGAAGCCUCCGAGGGGUUGGAUCAAAUUGAAUUGUGAGGGUAGUUGUCGUGGAAAUCCCAGAAGUUCAGGGGGUGGUGGCAUCAUAAGAGAUGAUAGGGGCAAUUUCAAAGGGGCUUUCGUAUGCCACUUUGGCUUUGGUACUAGUAAUGGGGCAUCACUGAAGGCUUUUUUGGGGGGAGUGAAGUUGUGUAAAAGGCUACGCUAUGCCGAUAUCAUUAUUGAAAGUGACUCUAAAGUUGUAGUGGAGUGGUUCCGGUCAAGGAGAUGUUCUCUGUGGUACUUAUGGGAUUUUUGGGAUGAGUUAAUCUCAGAGAUGGAGGGACUUAAUAUUACAGUGAUCCAUCAAUUUCGGGAAGCGAAUCAAGCUGCAAAUUUUUUGGCAAAGUAA